Messenger RNA from Lycium ferocissimum, 2035 nucleotides. Its product is annotated as glucan endo-1,3-beta-glucosidase 6-like. Gene Ontology annotation, biological process: carbohydrate metabolic process. The transcript is spliced from 2 exons. The record is from RefSeq and is a predicted model, not a curated record. Gene Ontology annotation, cellular component: plasma membrane. Bases 310 to 1761 code for a protein of 483 amino acids. NCBI's taxonomy places the organism in Eukaryota, Viridiplantae, Streptophyta, Magnoliopsida, Solanales, Solanaceae. Gene Ontology annotation, molecular function: hydrolase activity, hydrolyzing O-glycosyl compounds.
UUCUUCUUGCCUUUAUUACCCCUUUUCUUGAUUUAUUCCCUCUUCCACUUCUCUCUCUCCUUGUUCACUAAAAUUUCUAACUUUUUUCUCUUUUCCAUUCUGUUCUUGAUAGUAGUGGAAUUACUCUAUGCACUUCUUGUAUUGUUUGAAACUACUUUUGAGCUGUAAACAAGAAUCUUUUUCAUUGCUGCCUCAGAUUUUCUUUAUUUUUUGAGCUUACAGCUCAUUUUAGUUGUAGAACAAUAGUUCAUACUCUUUAGUUUAGUUAAUAGAAAAGGAAGGACUGAACUGUUUCUUGAUUUUGAAGAAAUGGGGUUGUUUUCAUUUUCAAGAUUAUUAUUUGGGGUGUUAUUUGUUGUAGUGUUGUUAUUGUUUUCACCAGUAGUGAGUGGGAUAGGUGCAAACUGGGGAACUCAGUCAACACAUAGGUUGCCACCUGAAAUAGUGGUGAGGUUGCUUAAAGAUAAUGGGAUCCAAAAGGUUAAACUAUUUGAUGCUGAUUAUGACACACUUAAAGCUUUGGGUAAAUCUGGUCUUGAAGUUAUGGUUGGUAUUCCUAAUGACAUGCUUUCUACUUUGGGUAGCUUGAAAGCUGCUGAGAAAUGGGUUUCUAAAAAUGUUUCUGUCCACAUCUCUAACAACAAAGUCAACAUCAGGUAUGUUGCAGUUGGAAAUGAACCUUAUUUGACAACCUACAACGGAACUUACCUUAAAACAACUCUUCCUGCUAUGCAAAAUAUCCAAACUGCACUCGUAAAAGCUGGCUUCGGUAAUCAAGUAAAGGUUACUUGUCCCCUCAAUGCAGAUGUUUAUGAGAGCGCAAAUAGCUUGCCAUCAGGUGGUGAUUUUCGAGCUGAUAUCCAUGGCUAUGUGAGCCAACUUGUCAAGUUCUUAAGUGACAAUGGUUGUCCUUUUACUAUCAAUAUCUAUCCAUUCAUAAGUCUUUAUAUUGACUCCGACUUCCCAGUUGAAUAUGCUUUCUUUGAUGGAAAUGCAACACCUCUAAAUGAUGGUGGGACAAUGUACACCAACAUGUUUGAUGCAAAUCACGACACUCUUGUGUGGGCUUUACAGAAGAACGGGUUUGGGAAUGUCCCUAUAAUUAUUGGAGAAAUUGGUUGGCCCACUGAUGGUGACCGCAAUGCUAAUGCACAACUCGCACAGCGAUUCAACCAAGGAUUCAUGCAGCAUAUAUCAGCAGGAAAAGGCACCCCUAUGAGGCCUGGGCCUGUUGAUGCCUAUCUGUUUAGUUUAAUUGACGAAGAUGCUAAGAGUGUUCGACCUGGAAAUUUUGAACGUCACUGGGGAAUACUUACGUAUGACGGACUACCCAAGUACAUCCUGAAUCUUGGGACCACCAAUUCUGGGUCCUUAGUUCCAGCUAGAAAUGUGAAGUAUUUGGAGAGGAAAUGGUGUGUGCUUAAGCCCAAUGCUAAGGUUGAUGAUCCCCAGAUUGCACCUAGCAUGAGCUAUGCUUGUGGACUUGCUGACUGCACGAGCCUCGGGUAUCAGACAUCUUGUGGAGGUUUGGAUUCACGAGGAAAUAUUUCAUAUGCAUUCAACAGCUACUACCAGAUAAACAAUCAGCUUGAUGAUGCUUGCAAGUUCCAAGGCCUCGGGACUGUCACUAAGUCAGAUCCAUCAACUGGUACUUGUAGGUUCGGGCUCAUGAUACAACCAUACUAUGGAGGUGCAGAACGAAAACAUGGCUAUACUAGAACAGCAUUGGCUCUGAUUCUGUUUCUGUGGACAAUUCUGUAACAAGUUCUCUUUUCGGGCUAUUUAGUUUGCGUUACAAAUUAUUAUUAGACCCUGCUGUGUAGCAUCACCAAAAUUAACAUUUUUUCUUCCAGUUGACAGCAAACAUUGAUAUUCAUUCAAAACUUCCAAUGAUGAAGUUAAUGUUUGCGUCUGAUUUUGAACAUGAUGAGUUACAUGCAGGGGUGAACACAUGAUGAUUUAGCAGGUACUAUGUGUCGGUAAUUUGACAUGCUGCUAAGAUCUGAUAUAUGAAUUAUGUCUAUGUUUUCUGGAA